Messenger RNA from Arabis nemorensis, 294 nucleotides. Lineage: Eukaryota; Viridiplantae; Streptophyta; Magnoliopsida; Brassicales; Brassicaceae. The record is from the annotation of a GenBank genome assembly.
AUGUCUCUGACAUGUGUUAAUAUGUCCGAGGAUGUCUGGUUGACUUGUCUCACUCAUGCAUUGUCCACCGAGACCGAAGAAAUCAUGGGUCUUCUUCUCGGCGACAUCGAGUACUCGAAAAACGGAAGUGCCACAGCUCUUAUAUGGGGAGCAUCGCCUCAGUCACGGUCUGAUCGGCAAAAGGAUCGAGUUGAAACCAAUCCUGAACAAUUGGCUGCUGCUUCAGCUCAGGCUGAUAUAUCCUUGAAAAGAUUUUCUACUUUUCGUUUUCUGUGUCACAGAUUGAUCAUAUAA